AUGUCGGACGCCAUUGUGCUGGACGCCGGUUGGGAACGGACGCUGUUCGGACCCGAGAUUGUGGACGAGACGGCCGAGAAGUUGAAAUUCUUGAAAAUUAAGAUGAAGGAGGCCCAAGACCGACAGAAGAGUUAUGGGAUCAAACGUCGGAAGGAGUUGGAAUUUGAAGUGGGCGACCUAGUGUAUCUUAAGGCAAUGACCUAUAAGGGAAAAGGGCGGUUUACUAAGAGGAAAAAGUUGAGCCCAAGGUACGUUGGUCCAUAUAAGGUGAUUGAACGAGUAGGUGCGGUGGCGUACAAACUGGAAUUACCACCGAAGUUAGACGCAUUUCACAAAGUUUUCCAUGUAUCUCAACUACGGAAAUGCCUAAGUGAAGCGGACGAGGUAGUCGUAGAUGUUCCACCCGAGUUGCAGGAAAACUUGACGGUGGAAGCAACACCUAUUCAGAUCAUUGAUCGAAUGGAAAAAGGGAUGCGCAGGAAAAAGAUUAACAUGGUAAAAAUCUUGUGGAACUGCGGUGGACGCGAAGAAGCUACUUGGGAGACCGAGAACAAGAUGAAGGCCGAUUAUCCUAAGUGGUUUAAGGAGAUGGGUGAAGAUCAACUUGAUCCGGAUUCGGGGACGAAUCCCUUUCAAGGGGGGGAGACUUGUAACCCCCGCGAUCCUGAAUAG
Camelina sativa (false flax) is the source of this 672-nucleotide messenger RNA. RefSeq lists its product as uncharacterized. NCBI's taxonomy places the organism in Eukaryota, Viridiplantae, Streptophyta, Magnoliopsida, Brassicales, Brassicaceae. The record is from RefSeq and is a predicted model, not a curated record.